Molecule: messenger RNA, 1122 nt
Organism: Anoplopoma fimbria (sablefish)
Lineage: Eukaryota; Metazoa; Chordata; Actinopteri; Perciformes; Anoplopomatidae
Gene: cfap73
Product: cilia and flagella associated protein 73
Exons: 7
Coding region: 102-1064 (320 amino acids)
Source: RefSeq, a predicted model, not a curated record
CUGGGAGCAAGUUUGAAGGAAAGCAAACUUUAAACAAAGACAGCGACAGGGACGAACUGGACUUGACUUUGUCUGGAAAUCUUCCAGGACAACAAAGAGACAUGAACUCCAGGAGCGUCCGAGAGGAUCUGGACUCAUGGGGGUCUCUUGCGGGGCUGAGCGGUGCGAUGGCAGAAGGACCCCUGCGUGAGCACAGCUUUGUCCUCUUUGAAAUCCAGAAGAGACGCCGGGAGGAUGAGGAGAUGGACAAAGUGAUCAUAGAAAGGCUUCAGGAAUUGGAGAGUUUGCGACAGUCCACAGAAGAGAAGGAGGCGGAGCUUAAGAAACAGAAUGAUUUAUGCUUAAGUUUUGAUACGUUUCUGAAGGAAGAAGAAGCUGAAAAAGCUGCUGAGAGAACAGAGAAGGAGAGUAAAGAGGUUCUUCAAUUGGAGGCAAAGCUAGAGAGGCUAAAGCUGAAAUAUGCUGAGCUGAUGAAGGAGAAACAGGAGCAAGAGCGUCAGAUACAAAUACACUGUGUAUAUAAGGACUUCAUGGUGCGGCUGAUCAAGAUAACUAAGUUUGAUGAUAUCCAUGCGCUCGCGGGUCACAUAGAGAGUCUUCUCCACCUUCAAGAUCUUCUCUAUCAGAGGGACAAAAAGACUCAUGAGCAGGUCGACCAUCUGAAAAAAUCCCUGCUGACACUGGAGGACAGGCAUCGUUUGCUGCGGCUGCAGAAGACCAACCGGCUGUCCCAGCUCCAGACCGAGAUAGAGCAGACGUGCUCUGAAGCUCUUUCAUGGGAAAGGAAGUGGAACACCAUUCAGGAAACAGCAGCAAAUAAAACACUCUUGCUGGGACGGAUUAAAAUGGCAACCCAUAACCUCUAUGAAAUGACAGCUAACGAGGUAGGAGGAGGAGAAGAAGAUAUGAAUAUGAAUGACACAGAGAAACAGCUUGAAAAGGUCAAGAUGUUCAUGCAGGACCAUGAGUACUUAGCAAAACAUAAUCAAACUCCUUCACAUGAUCAAGCUGAACAGGAAAAAGACAAGUCAAAGCACAAGAAAUGCACUGCAACACGAGCAUGAUGCUUCAAUUGAAGCUUAAACAUGAGUUUUCAUUUAGCUUUAAAACUGAAUUCACUGA